This is a messenger RNA of Eleginops maclovinus (Patagonian blennie), 6044 nucleotides long. RefSeq names its product ADAMTS-like 4 (gene adamtsl4). Gene Ontology annotation, biological process: extracellular matrix organization; proteolysis. Gene Ontology annotation, cellular component: extracellular matrix. NCBI's taxonomy places the organism in Eukaryota, Metazoa, Chordata, Actinopteri, Perciformes, Eleginopidae. Gene Ontology annotation, molecular function: metalloendopeptidase activity. The record is from RefSeq and is a predicted model, not a curated record. The transcript has 17 exons. The coding region runs from base 282 to 3860 and encodes 1192 amino acids.
AGGACUAAAAAAAAGUUGUCGAGUGAACGGACUGAAAGAGAGAAAAAAAAAACCCACACACAACCCUUCCCACUCCUAAAAUCACCGGGAGUGACUGUGACAGGAGGAAGGGGACAAAGUGAGAGAGAAAGCUGAAGAAGCCCUCGCAGGACUUCAUCACAUUUCUUUCAGGACUGCUCGGACCGAGACGGACCAUAAACCGAUCACUAAACCUGGACUGAUAUUCUAUUGCGGUGAUUAAUCGCGGAGUGAGAACUUCUGUAGGAGACUCUUGGAGGAGCAUGCGGCUCGGUUUACUAUUCAGGCUCUAUGUGCUGUGGGGCUUUGUGGUGGUCACGACCUCCGUGACCAAGGCUGCCAAGAGAAAGGUGGCUGGCAGACAGUCCCGACAGGUGUUUGAGGCGGAGCCUGUGGAGGGGGUGUGGUCUGACUGGGCAGAGUGGUCUGGCUGCUCUCAGACAUGCGGGGUGGGCAUAUCCCAGAGGAGCAGGACGUGUUUACCUCCUCCACCUCAACACAACCCUCCGCUCUCCCACUCUCCACCUAACUGGGCAGGCUAUUUGCCCGGGGGCCUCGGUGGUCCAGUCAUCUCACCUGUGCACCCCUACUACCCUCCUCGUUACCCAGGGCAACGACAGCCUUAUCACGCCCCGUCGAUCCCCACCAAUCAAAACCCAGGACUGUCUCUGUAUCGGAAUACCAAUGGAGCAGCAGGAGGAGAAGGAGCAGGAGUAGGAGGAAGAGGAGGAGAAGGAGGAGGAGGAGGAGCUCCUGUACCAGGUCGGGCCAAUCCAAACCCUCCUUUUUACCAGCCAGAAUUCUCUCCAACCAAUCAAGAGCAUGUUUCAGUUUACCGAUCGCCGUACCACGCUCCAUCACAGGGCUACAACCAACCAGCACGCACCAUCAGGAGGCCGACCAAUACAGCGAGGGCUGUAGGGAGCAGAAGGUCUGUCGCUAAUCGGGAGGGUUUAACCUCGAGGAGAUCUUCUGCGAUCCGUCCAGGUCAGUUUGGGUACGGCAGGGUCCCGUUCUCUCUUCCUCUGCAUCGUCAAAACCGGCAGGCUCGCCACACUGUUAACGGCACCGAUGUUGAAGCAACACCUGGGCUCAAUGAAGAUGAGGCAGAAAAUAACAAAAAAGAGGAAGAGGAGACUGGGAGUGAUAGAGAAGAUAGGCAGGCGGGGAGGCGUCAGGAGGAGGAGGGCACAAAGGCGCUUGCGGUGGAGGAGUUUCCCACAAAGACCACAACUGGUCACCCACACCGCCACGUUAACAGACCGCCACAAACCAAUACAGAGCACAGAAGGGCAAGAGUCCCACCCCCCUAUCCCUUUUCUCGCUCUUCAUCACCAUCUCUGAUUCCCAACCGCCAACGCUUCGAUUGGCUCUCCGUCACCGCGCCUCCUCCUCCCAUCCCUCCUCUCUCUCGCCCAAAUUCCCAUGCGGUUGCCCCACCUUUUUCCCCUCCUCUCCACCGCUCCAGCUCCAUUCACCGAGACAGGGAGCUCCACCCAGGUUUCCCACCCACAGGCGACGUCUACCCACUUCAGCACCCCCACAUCCCACACAUGGGGGGGGAGUUGGGCAGGGAUGGAGGAAGAGGAGCUCAGGUGUUCAGGUGCUCUGGGCCAGAGAAGGAGUACCGCAGGUGCUUCUCGCAGGUGUGUGGAGGAGGUGCGUUGGACUCCAGAGCAGAGCAGUGUGCAGCCUUUAACACUCAGGAGUUCAUGGGUCGCCUCUACAACUGGGAACCUUUCACAGAGGUUGGUGCGGACAAACAGUGCGAGCUGACAUGCAGACCUGCUGGCUAUCGGUUCUAUGUCCGCCAGGCCGAGCGCGUCAGAGACGGGACCCCCUGCUUCAACGUCAGCACCAACGACAUUUGUGUAGAGGGACGAUGUCUGACCGAGGGUUGCAAUGGGGUGCUGGGCUCCGGCUCUGUGAUUGACAAGUGCGGAGUGUGUGGUGGGCGGGAGAGCUCCUGUCGAAAGGUGACGGGAAGCUUCCAAAAUGUCACGGUUCCCCUUGGUUACCACAAGAUCCUGGACAUCCCGCCAGGAGCUACAUUCAUUAACAUCACAGAGAGACGCACCAGCCCUAAUUACCUGGCCAUGAGGAGUGGCACGGGGGCUUCAGUGGUGAACGGGCGCUGGGCUGUGGACCCUCCAGGGGAGUACCAGGCAGGAGGGACCACCUUCACUUACACCCGACCUAGAGCACAGGCAGAGGGGGAGGAAGAGAAAGGCGAGUCCCUCGGGGCUCCAGGACCCACCACCACACAGCUAGAGCUAUAUAUCAUUUUCCACAAGGAGAACCCAGGCAUCGAUUACGAGUUUUAUAUUCCUGUGGAGAACAAGGAGGUGGAGAGGGAAAGGGUGACGGAGAGAGAGAGGGAGACACCCAGAGAGAGGCCAAGGGAGCGUGACCCAGGGAGGGCCCCUCUUCGAAGUCCUCUAACUGUGUCAGUAGAAGACCCUCCUCCUGCUCCUCCUCCUAUUUCAGUUCCAUCCUUCCCCUCCUCCUCCUCCACCUCUGUGUUUUCUCCUCCCACCUCGGACCGAUGGACACCUGAGAGGUCACGUCCUCGAGCCUCUGCCCCCCAUAGGAAUGCCCGGAUCCCCCCUCGCACCGACCUGCCACCGGACACUCAGCCGCCAUUUGUGUGGAGGAGAGGAGAACUAACAGAGUGCUCUGCCUCCUGUGGCAAAGGGUCUCAGAACAGAGUAAUUCUGUGUAUAAACCGCCACACAGACGAAGAAGUCCCGGAGGCCAAAUGUGACUCUGCAGCCAGGCCACCUCCUGAGGAUCAACCUUGUAACACUCAUGCAUGCCCACCCUUCUGGGAAGCGAGUUCCUGGUCAGAGUGCAGUGUGUCGUGUGGCCCCGGGGUGCAGCAGAGACAGCUGCAGUGCAGGCAGAGCUUUGGGGACCGCUCCACCAUGGUCCACCCGCAGCGCUGUGCCAACCUCACCCCACCCGACUCCACACAGGCCUGUCAGCUCGGUCUCUGCUCCCACUGGGAGGUCAGAUCCGACUGGACCACGUGCUCAGUGGACUGUGGAGUUGGGAGGAGGACAAGGAGUGUGCACUGCAUCAGCGAUCAAGGCAACGAGGUGAACGAAAAAGAGUGCAGCUCCCGGGCUCGCCCACAAGGAAGUGAGGAGUGCAACAUGGGCCCCUGUGUAACAAACUGGUACUUCACGGACUGGUCCAACACUUGUUCAGCGCUGUGUGGUCCCGGGGUGCAGAAGAGGGAGGUGGUGUGUCUGACUCGAGGAGGGGUCAGAGAAGGAGAUGGAGGAGGGGACUGUGUUGGGGACAAACCAGCAGAGAUGAAGGCCUGCAACGGGGGUCCCUGUUUGCCAAUAACCAUUUGGUACAGCAGCCCCUGGUCACAGUGUAAUGUCCCCUGUGGUAAUGGAUCUCAGCGGCGAGACAUCAUUUGUGUCCAGAAGAUGGGGAAUGAUUUUACUGUUGUACCGGGCAGUGAGUGCGCUCAUCUGGACAAGCCUGCUGCCGUCCAAGAGUGUGAGAUGGGAGAGUGUGAGCCUCUGUGGUUCACAACAGAGUGGAGCGCGUGCUCACGCUCUUGUGGAAAAGGCUUACAAAUGAGGGAAGUACGGUGUCUGACGCCAGACAAAAAGCACAGCCAUGAAUGUGAUUUGGACAUCAAACCUGAACGGGAGCAAAUCUGCAACACAAUACCCUGCAGCCCACAAGUCUCAGAUGAAAACUGCCGGGACAGACGUCACAACUGUAUGAUGGUGGUUCAGGCCAGGAUGUGUGUCUAUUCCUAUUACAAGACUGCCUGCUGUGCCUCGUGUACCCACAGUGCUCAGCGUGCCAAGAGGCAAUGACCAGCCAAUCACAGGCAGCCCAGGUUUGCAAGAAGUCAAGGAUUAGGUCAGAAGAGCUGAAAUAAGAAGUCUGAAGAAAUUGAAAGCCAAGAGGGGAAAUAAUCUGUGUUGGUCGAAGAUAAAAAAAUUGCAAUUUUCUCCUGAUUCUUCAGGUAAAACACUGUGAAAGCAGCCGGUUCACUUUUCCAGUUCUCUGUACACGAUUCAUAUUGCCUAUUUAGAACCACAUAUUCCACUGAGAUCACAUCUGUUCACUUUGUGCGUUAGCUUUGACAGGUUUAUUAUGCGUCACACCGUGCUGAAAGAUGCACUUGCAGUGAUUUUCAACUCUUGGAGGCUUAUUUCUAAAGCUGAGAGGUUUUAAUGGAAGGUGCUCGCUGAGGACACCGCUGCGUUUGAACAGCAAAUCAAGCCUUUUUUUUUAGGAUUUUCUUUUAACGAGAGGAUCUUAAAACAGAUGUAUUUAGACAUGCAUACCACUAAUUAUGAAAAGAAACGUGCUGAACAAAUAAUGUGUGCUAGAUAAACUGUGUAUACUACGUGUGCUGAAGAUCUACUGGAAUGGAUCUACUGUGUACACUGCAGAACCCCAACUAAGCUAGAAGGAUUGUAUUAACUUGUCGUAUGUGUUUUUCUGUUUGCCAAAAAUAUUUCCUCAUGCGUCCUCUUAUUGUUCAGUAUUUGGACAGAUAAACCAAAGGAGUGGGGUGAUCAUGGCAGUAAGUGACCAAAUAUAUCAGAGGGAAAAGAAGUGAGAUUUUUCCCCAAGGUUUUUAAGACAUGGAGCUUAAACAAGCAGCACUGACAUGGUACAGUCCUUUAAUGUAUUCAUGUCAGUGGCAUAAACAUGUAGUCUUUAUUGAGUAAGAAAGCUGUUGGAGUUGUGUAGAAAUCCACAGCUAAGGUGUGAAAGACUCAAAGCUGCAGAUAUGUGUUAACUAAACAAUGCUCACUAAAUAUCAGACAAAAAUAAGAAAUAAUCAUAUUGAUGGGAUGGUUGUUAUUUCAUACUUUCUCGUGUCAACAAUGAAAAAGAACAUGUGUUUAUCUUCAAAAACAGCCCACAUAUCAUUUGUUUUUUAUUGAAAUGCUGAGAAGAUAGUGCACUUGUCAGCAACUAUUUAUGCUGCGGAUUAACGCUCAUGCUUUUAUGAGUUAUAAAAAAACAAACAAUGUAGCUCCAUGGCACAAAAUGCUAAGCUAAUUGAAGCUGCUCGGCAAUACAUGUUUUUUCCAUGGGAUUUUUGACAAUAGGAAUAUUAUAGAAGAUCAAGUUUGGAGUGGUACAUUGUACACUCCAAACUGACCUAGUUUUGCAUUUAAGUGAUCAAAAACAUUUAUAUGUCCCUCCUGUUUCCUAACCUCAUCUCAAUAUAUUUUCUUUUUGCAUCCAUCAUCGUCUUCCUAGGAGGGACUGAUGAAUCUGUCCUAUGAGAGAAGGUGAAAACAGAAUUAGGAAACCUCAUGUCAACUGCUUUCUAAUAUAGUCUUUUAAUAAUGUAGAUCAUGAUACGGAUCGAAUGCAAUCAUUCUCCUUUCACCAGGAAGUAAAUGUUCUGCUUUGUGAGGUGGCAACCUCUGAAUGUGUGUGUAAGUACUCUUUAUCCUUUUCUCUUAUUUUUCUCUUUCGUAGAAGACGUACACACACAUCAAGGCGAGGAGUCUGUACAUUUGUCAGAUAUGUUUUAAUGUCUAUCAUUUCUUUUAACAUAGUUGGCGCUUAUGUUUUAUAACUGAGUAGAGUUAUCAGAAGUGUUGUUUGUAGACUGCAUUUAUUCACAUCUUACUGUUUAUAUAACUAUUUUGCAUUUGACAUGAGAAUCGUUUUUGAGAGUAUUGGAUGUUUGGAUGUGUCCGUGUGUGUGUGUUCAUGUAUGCGUGUGUGUAUGGUUGUGUGUUUGGCGAUUGUGGCUUUGAAUGUGUCAUUCUUGUCUCUAAUCCCUUAUAGUAAAAAAUACUUUUUUUAUAAAAACAAAAAAAGAUAGUAAUUUAUCUAUUAUCUAAAGAACAUGUAAUUUAUUUUUUGGGUUUAAGAAGCUAUAGAAAAAGUUCUUUGUUACUACUACCAGAGUUUAUAAGAUUGUUAAUGUUGAUACACAGACUUUUUUUAUCAUGCAAAAACAGAAAACAGUGUGAAUUCAUAUCUUUAAAGCUUCAUUUUAAAUAAAACAACACAGAAAUUAA